AUGUCUCUCCCCCCAGCCGACCUCGUCCUCCCGCGCCCCGGCUCCGCGCCGAACCCGCCAAAACCCCCAAUCCCAGCCCCCCCCGAAUCCGCCUUCACCUCAACCUUCGGCGCCCUCCUCCCGCCGGCCCAGUACCUCCACACCCCCGCCGGCCGCGCCGCCUACUACUCCCUCCCCCCCUCCUCCGCCUCCGCCUCCUCCCCCGGCCCUAGCCCCGCCCGCGUCCUCCUCCUCCACGGCGUGCAAACCCCCGCCCUCGGCCUCGUCCCCCUCGCCCGCGCCCUCGCCGCCGCCUUCCCCUCCACGCACUUCGUCCUGCCCGACCUCUGGGGCCACGGGCUGAGCGACACGCCCGUCCUCCCCCACGCCGCGCCCCUAUUCCACGGCCUGCUGGACGCGCUGCUGGACGCGCUCGCAUGGCCGGCCGCCCACCUCGUCGGCUUCUCCUUCGGCGGCGCGCUGGCGGCGACGUAUGCCGCCUCACGGCCGGCGCGGGUGCAGAGCUUCGCGCUCGUGGCGCCGGCGGGGUUGCUUCGCUCGGCGGGCUUCACGGACGAGGAGCGGGGGUACUUGCGCGGUGGCGGGGACGAGGUCGCGGCGAGGAGGUGGGUGCUGCGGUGGCUGGAAGGCGGGGAUUUGGUCGUGCCGGCGGAUUGGAGGGAGCGGGUGGGGCGGGGGGAGGUGGUGGCGGAGGCGGUGCGGGCGUGGCAGAUGCGGGAGCAUCGCGGCCAUGGGGCGAGUGUUGUGGCGGUGUUUAGGGAUGGGGGCACUAUGGAUAGUGAUACAGAGUUUGUAAAGGCAGUGCGGACGGGGAUUCCGGCGCUGGCCGUGUUGGGCGGGCUGGAUGAUGUGUGUAGUGAGCACGAGCUUAGGGAGCUGGGGUUUGUGGAUGUGGCGGUUGUGCCGCAGGCUGGGCAUGGCGUGGUCAGAGAGAGAGUGCCGGAGGUCGCAGCAUUGAUUAGUGAGUUCUGGACGAAACUCGAUAAGGCCAGCAGCGGCUGAAGUAGACGGUAAUGGUAGACGAUGUGAGGAG
This is a messenger RNA of Mytilinidion resinicola, 1033 nucleotides long. Its product is annotated as alpha/beta-hydrolase. Bases 1 to 1002 code for a protein of 333 amino acids. The record is from RefSeq and is a predicted model, not a curated record. Lineage: Eukaryota; Fungi; Ascomycota; Dothideomycetes; Mytilinidiales; Mytilinidiaceae. The transcript has a single exon.